AUGAAUGGACCAUCUUUGAUUGACAGCGCUGGUCACGCCCCUCCUGGUCCUCUUUGGAGGGACCCCUUUGGAAAUAAAGCUGGUGAGGCAGCACACGGAGGCUUCCUCCGGCUAAAGCGGGCUCUGGCUGGUGGGCCGCCACAGCAGGAGCCAGGAGAAGAGAUAGCCAUGGAGGACGGCCCCACUGUGGUUAAAGUGGACCGAGGUGAAAACCAGGUUUCACCGUGUCGAGGGAGAAAGUGGCUCCCCAAGGCACUUGGCUAUGUCACCGGUGAUAUGAAAGAAUUUGCCAGCUGGCUUAAAGACAAACCCCUGGUGCUCCAGUUCAUUGACUGGAUUCUUCGAGGCAUAUCCCAAGUGGUGUUUGUCAGCAACCCUAUCAGUGGAAUCCUGAUUCUGGUGGGACUCCUGGUCCAGAACCCGUGGUGGGCUCUCAAUGGCUGUGUGGGAACAGUGAUCUCCACCCUGACAGCCCUGUUGCUCAGUCAGGACAGGUCAGCAAUUGCAGCAGGCCUGCAUGGCUACAAUGCCACCCUGGUGGGAAUACUCAUGGCUGUCCUUUCAGAGAACGGAGACUAUUUCUGGUGGCUGUUAUUCCCUGUAUCUGCUAUGUCCAUGACUUGUCCACUUUUCUCAAGUGCAUUGAGCACUGUGUUCUGCAAAUGGGACCUCCCUGUCUUCACCCUGCCCUUCAACAUGGCGCUGUCGAUGUACCUUUCAGCCACGGGACAUUACAAUCCAUUCUUCCCAAGCAAAUUGUUCACACCUAUAAGUUCGGUUCCCAAUGUCACCUGGCCUGACCUCAGUGCCCUGCAGUUAUUGAAAUCCCUGCCUGUGGGUGUUGGUCAGAUAUAUUGUUGUGACAAUCUGUGGGCAGGAAGCAUUUUCCUGUGCGCCAUCCUGCUCUCUUCCCCAGUCAUGUGCCUGCACGCUACAACUGGGUCGUUGCUGGGGAUAGCAGCAGCACUCAGUCUUUCGGCUCCAUUUGAGGACAUCUACUUUGGACUCUGGGGUUUCAACAGCUCUCUGGCCUGCAUUGCAAUUGGAGGAAUGUUCAUGGCACUCACCUGGCAAACCCACCUCCUAGCUCUUGCCUGCGCCCUGUUCACUGCCUACCUUGGAAUCAGCAUGACACACCUGAUGGCUGUGGUCGGAUUGCCAUCUUGUACCUGGCCCUUCUGUUUGGCCACACUACUGUUCCUUUUGCUGACCACGAAAAACCCCAACAUCUACAAAAUGCCUCUCAGUAAAGUCACUUACCCUGAAGAAAACCGCCUCUUUUACCUACAAGUCAAGAAAGGGAUAGUUGAAAGCCCUCUGUGAGAACAAACCCCACCCACAACCAUGGUCACAAGUCAUUUCUGACCAACUGCCCUAGCUGACUUCC
Messenger RNA from Pteropus alecto (black flying fox), 1387 nucleotides. RefSeq names its product solute carrier family 14 member 1 (Kidd blood group) (gene SLC14A1). The record is from RefSeq and is a predicted model, not a curated record. NCBI's taxonomy places the organism in Eukaryota, Metazoa, Chordata, Mammalia, Chiroptera, Pteropodidae. The transcript is spliced from 9 exons. Gene Ontology annotation, biological process: urea transmembrane transport. Bases 1 to 1323 code for a protein of 440 amino acids. Gene Ontology annotation, cellular component: membrane. Gene Ontology annotation, molecular function: urea transmembrane transporter activity.